AGUUUACCCAAAUCUUUGGUUGAGGCCUUGUCCGUUACUGUGCGACUUGGAUACGAGUAUGUCUGGAUCGACUCGCUCUGCAUCAUCCAGGACUCUCAAGGAGACUGGAUCAAAGAGGCAGCUACUAUGGGCCUAGUCUAUCGCCACUCCGUAUGUACGAUUGCUGCAGCUGGCGCAAAAGACGGAGAUGCUGGAUGUUUCUUUGAUCGACAACCACUCAGGAAAGGAGUUUAUACGAUGGGCCAGUACCAUGACAAGCCUUUGCACAGCCGCGCGUGGGUAGUACAGGAGCGCUGUCUAUCGCCGCACAUGUUGAAUCUUGGCACUGAUCAGAUAUCUUGGGCCUGCAUACAGUCCAGCGCG
Macroventuria anomochaeta is the source of this 363-nucleotide messenger RNA. RefSeq lists its product as uncharacterized. The annotation marks the transcript as partial. The record is from RefSeq and is a predicted model, not a curated record. The transcript has 2 exons. Lineage: Eukaryota; Fungi; Ascomycota; Dothideomycetes; Pleosporales; Didymellaceae.